AUGGAAACUUACCAUGGUCAUGUACGGUCACCGGCCGACGCUAUCGUUUUGUUCGAGGCUUGUAGGAUAGGUCUGCUUCCUCGGGUACAACGCCGGUUAUCGGAGAAGGAGCGACAAAACAUCAAGUCUGGGAGUAUCUUUGUUUGGGAUGAGAGGGAGGCUGGAAUGAGGCGGUGGACGGAUGGGAAGUCAUGGAGUGCGAGCAGGGUGUCAGGCAGUUUCUUGACCUACAGAGAGAUGGAGGGGAAACGAGGAGGAAAUGCGUUUGCGCCCCCAGUAACGACUCUUGCCGUGUCUGGCCGGGGAGGAAAAUCGCCGAAUCCAGAUAGUGAUUCGGAGGGCAUGGACAUUGAGGGGCCUGAUGGGUACCGUUAUAAACCGGAUGGUCUAAUGAAGCAGUCGUUUUCCAUCACUACAGCAACUCACCAGAAACUGCAUCUCAUCAGUUACUACGCCCGUUCACAUCCGUCAUCGCAGAAUCUGAUGCAGCCCACACAGGACAUCCAAUUGAAACACAUCAGGCCCGCUAAAGGAAUGUACCCGGAGUCCACGGUCCACGAGCAGCAGAAUGUUCCUAUGGUCACCAGGGGCCCCAUGAUCGCUACGAACUUUCCUCAUCAAUCGUCUCCAAACUCUUUAAUACCGAGACAGGGCGCUACCCACCCCAAUAACUACCCUCAAAGCGUGAAUCCGUACGGUUGGCCACCUAGUCCUGUAUCGACACCUCCCACAAACAUUCCGCUCCAGUUGUCCUACUCAAAUCAAGCACAGCUUCCAGCACCAAAUAGUGCCGCUUCUUCGCCCAUGUCGUACAGCGCACCUUCCCUCUCGGGUGGCUCACCAAUGCAGUACGAUCGACCGCCACUGCCACAUCUAGAUUCUCUGCCGUCACAAGCAACCCAUCGCACUUUGGGAUCACCCUUAAUGCACCUCCACCGUUCCCCCAGAAUGGCUGAUGCGCAGCAUCAGAGGCAACAGUCCAGUCCGCCGCCGGCCCUUCCUGUUCCCCACGUUCCACAAUCGGAUCGUUACACCUCACCCGCCAAUAGUAUUGGACAACGGUCACCCUCGAGAGAUAACUGGGACAUCAACCCAUUAAGACAGAGUCCCAACGGAAUGGAGGCCGGAAGCCCCGAGAGGAGUGGGCUUGAGGUGCAAGAUAUUCCUGCCGUGAAAUUGGGAUUCAGCGAGGAUAUCCGGGCAUUAAGAGUACUUGACCGGGGCUUUGCUGCAUAA
This is a messenger RNA of Morchella importuna, 1236 nucleotides long. RefSeq lists its product as uncharacterized. The transcript has a single exon. Gene Ontology annotation, molecular function: DNA binding. NCBI's taxonomy places the organism in Eukaryota, Fungi, Ascomycota, Pezizomycetes, Pezizales, Morchellaceae. The coding region runs from base 1 to 1236 and encodes 411 amino acids. The record is from RefSeq and is a predicted model, not a curated record.